CCUGAACACUAUGAAUUGGGGGAAAAUAAAUCAGUUGACUUAUAUUAUGAUUUGUAGUAUCUGCCGUAUGAGUUAAAGUUUCUAGAAAAGUCGGCGAGUUUGCAUAAGUACUUACUUCAUGUUUUACAAUGGUGUAGUAAAUUUAAGGUUAAACUUGACUGCAGUUUGUUAUCGUUACAGCGCAAUAUACAGAAUGAGUAGAUCAAACAAGUAUGAAAACGUGCGACAUGUGUACAGAAUACUGAAAGAAAAAGGAGAUAUAGACAAGAUAAAAUCUCAAAUCAGGUCGAAGCUGAUACUGGGGUUUGGAUCUUUGGAUAAUUCAAUAACAAAGUUUGACACUGAAACCACUGAUCGAAAUAUAAGGAUGGCAAAUUGCUUAGUUGCAGAUCAUCUGAAGAUUCACGGGUAUGAUUACUCUCUGAGCGUUUUUCUGCCUGAAAUUGGGCUAACUAAUUUCGAGUUAGAAGAGUUCAUUAAAGAUAUUUCGCAUCUCAGGCCUUAUAGUUGUUUUGAAGGUCGUGAAAGACUGACGAGUUUUUACAAAGAGUCCUAUUCAUUAUUAGUGUCGAUUCUGAAAGCCUAUGAAGAUAUCUCUAGCCUUUCAAAAGAACAUAAAGCUAUCCAGACAGUUGAAAUAGAUGGUUGUGACUUAGAUCACAGGUUAAACAAUAUUAAUAAAGAAUAUGAAGCAAUGAAGUCAUUAGAGAUUUUGCAUGCAAAACAGUCAUUUGAUGAUCGUUUGGAACAAUAUAAGAGUGAAAUAAAUGAGCGAAGUCAAAUAGAAAUAGAGAAACAGAUAUCAGAGUUUCGUCAAAAUGAAUUGAACUCGUUAAAAUCGGAAUUGGAAGAAGAAUUUCAAAAACGUCUACUUCAAAAUACACAGCGAUUGCAAGAAGAAUUUGAACUUCGCUGUCAGUCCCUCAAUGAACAAGAGGUGCUGCUUAGAGAGAAGUACAGUCUAUUUCAACAAAAAGAGGAGCGUGAAGCAUUUGUUAGACGUCAAGCCUUGCAAGCUGAAUUAGACGCUAUCCAGUUGGUGAAGACACAAUUAGAUCAAGAAAAAAUCCAAAUAGAUAAUGAUAAAUUACAGUUACAUAAAGAUUAUGAGAAAAAUGAAUUAGAAUUUAAAAAGCGUGAAAAUCUUUUAGAAAUAAGAGAAAAAACAUUAGAAAGUGAAAUUCAUGAACAUGUAAACCAAAUUCGUAUGGAAGAUGAAAUUAAACUAAUGAAACAACGUAAAGAAUUAGAAUUACAGUCUAUUCAACUCUCAGAAAAUCAGAAAAUGCUUGAAGAUAAAUUGAAAACAAUUGAACAACUUAAACAGGAAUUGUUAAAACAACAAAACAAAUUCACAGAAAUGGAGAUUGUAGGUUAUGAUACUAUUAAAACACAGAAUGAAGUGUUCAAAGCUGAAAUCUCGAAUUUACAAAAACAAUUGAAAAACUCUUUAACUGAACUAGAAGAACAAAAACAAAUUGCUGCGUCGGCAACAACAGAAUUAAGUGUACUCAAAGUUGUUAAACAAGAGACUGAAAAACUAAUGAACACGUUGAAUAAUGAUCAUACUGUAAUCAUUCAAGAAAAAUUUACAUUACAAAAGAAAUUAAAUGAACAAAAAAAUGAAAUAUACGAACUAAUGGAACGUCUUAGUUCAUAUGAAGGUGGAAAUAAACAGAAUCAUGCACAAACUACUGAAGUUUCCUCUGUGGGUCAUUGGUCUACAGUAGAUCAGAAUCAAAACAAUCCGCAAAUACUAACUGAAGCUGAACGUCGUUCAAUUUAUGAAGAGUGCAAUCUUUCUAUUUCGAGUGACCUAAGUCAUGAAAGUUUGAUUGAUACUAAGAAGUCUGGAAAGUCAUUCACUGUACCUAUUCAGUUGUCAACCGAUUCCAAAUUUGAUCAUUGGUCAAAGCGUUUAGAAUUAUCACGUCGGCGUAUGACACAAUUACAAUUAGUUAAUGAAGAGUUCGAUUCAAUUUAUGAAGAAUGGAAAUCAGUUGAUUUAAAAGAAUUUUUAUCGAAAAUUCAUAGUGAUUUACCGAGUUUCCUAAAUGCUCAUGAAUUAAAUCAACCAAUUAAAUUGAAAGAAGACAACUUAUCUGACCAAAUAGUCAUGAUAAAUAAAGAUACUAAAUCCGAUCCUGUGAAGGAACAACCUGUUAGUUGUAACACAUCUUUCUCCCUGAAACUUGACAAUGACCACAAUUAUAAUCCAGUUUCUACACUCCCAAUCCAUCAUAAUCCUCUUGAUCAACAAGUUGAAAUGAAUCCAUGCCAUGAGAAUGAAUAUCUAGCCUCAUUUACUAAAGCUAACCCAGAAUCAAAGCAUGCGAAGAUAGGAUUCGAACAGAAUAAUCAAAAUGCACAAAUUCAUUCCAAUGCAAGAAUUAUACCUGAUUUUUCAGCUAGUUCAUCCAGCAUAGACACACCAAAAUCAAAGAAAUUAGAGUUAAAAAAAUCCUCCAAUGAAACAUUAAGUAUAAGUUCUCAUAAGCCUAUAAAAUCAUCUUCAACUGUUACUCAUCAUAGUUUUAAGAAGUCAUCAAUUGAUCACCUUCCAAGUUAUAGAUCAAAAAGUGUACUCUCUACAGAAUCAAUAUCUCAAGCGGAAUCCGCUGAGUCCAAAACUUCAAGAAAUUCUCAAACUAAUUCAUUAGCCAACGAAAUGUUGAACCAUACUAUUUCAUGUAAAUUUAACAAGAAUGAUAAUCAAAAUAAAUCUGUGUAUAGUGAACAAGAUAAUAAUGAAAACGAAGAACAAAAAGAAUUCCUUAAUUCAAAUCAGGCUAAUCUCAAUGAUGAAAUUGCAAAUAAUAAUCAUAAUAAUGAUACUAUUGAAAAUGGGUUUCCGUUACUUCUGGAAACCUCACGUUAUGAAGGUUCACCGAAACAGUGUUCAUUGGGUAACGAUGAUCAGAACAAACCUAUAUCCAAUGAGAAUACCUCACCAACAUCACGCCAUACAAUAACAAAACAAACUGAUUGUAAUGGUUUAAUGGAAAAAUAUUUAAAGCUUAGUUUAAAUACUAGUUCUAAAUCACCGGUGUCUUAUCCAUGUAAUCAAGCAGUGAACGGAACUAAGAUAACAAAUGGAUAUCAUUCACCUAGUUCAAAAGAAAAACCCUUAUGGUUCGAGAAUGGACAUCAUUUUAGUUCUAGUGAAUCAGAGAUUAUCAGUUUGAAUAAUGGUAAAACUAUGUGUCAUUUUACACCAGGAAAUUUCAACAAAGAUGAAUUAAUUCCAAAUGACGUUGAUAUCGACAGUGGUUCAGAUUACAUUUGGUAGUAACGCCUUUGAUUUUUUUUUCCAUUCUAUUAAUCAUUUUAUUCAAAUGAUUGAAUUUUACUUUAUCCUAUGUAUGCAUCAUUCUCUCAAAACACUAAAUCCUUGUUAUUAUUUUAUCUUAUAAAAUGUGCCGGUUAUUUUAGUUUAUUGAGAUAUUUUUAAUUUGUAAGAAAUAAAUUCAAACAAAAAUCUUUUGUAAAUUAUCAUUUUGUAAUGAAGCCUAAUUAUAAAGUUAUACAAUAACAGAACGGAAUUUUAAAGUUGAUUACUUAGUUCUUAUCAGUUUAUGUUAAUUUUAUGUAGUAAAUAAUAAUCAUUUUGAAAAUACAAAAUUUCAGAUGAAAAAAUGAUUGUCUUACUGUAAUUCAU
Molecule: messenger RNA, 3658 nt
Organism: Schistosoma bovis
Lineage: Eukaryota; Metazoa; Platyhelminthes; Trematoda; Strigeidida; Schistosomatidae
Source: the annotation of a GenBank genome assembly